Molecule: messenger RNA, 1053 nt
Organism: Anthostomella pinea
Lineage: Eukaryota; Fungi; Ascomycota; Sordariomycetes; Xylariales; Xylariaceae
Source: the annotation of a GenBank genome assembly
AUGUAUUCCCCAAGCAGCUCUUCGGAGGACAACUGGUCCAACACCCAAGGCUCCGACGAGCAGUACAAAUACGCUGAUAUCGUAGCAAUGCGCAGAAGCCUACUUGCAGAUUCUCUACCUCUGCCUUGGACUACAGCCCGCCGUUCCCUGCCAUCGCCCAUCGGCAGUGAGCGAGGCACUUCUCCACAUCUCACCCACCAGGACCAUAUCAACAAUGUCACCAGCUUUCCAGUCUCCGAGGAGCCUGUGCAACAACGUCGAGUGGAUCUUCCGUGGCGGCCGCGCCGUCAGCCGCAAGCUGUCAUGCCCCCUAUUCGACAACUCCCGACUCCCCCACCCGGAAGCCCCACGAACUACAAGGGCGACCUGAGCUUGCCGUCGAACCAGUCUGCAGACAUACCCGACUCUCAGAACGUAUCGGUAUACAUCGUCAACCUUCCCCCGUAUUGUAACGAGCACAUCCUCCUAGGAGCUAUCCGCGGGAUCGGCAAAAUCUUCGCCUGCAACGUCAACUCACCCGAUGAGACUCACUCGACAGCCGCGGGCAAGGUCGUCUUCUGGGACCGUGCCGCCACCGACCGUUUCCUCGACAAGGCCGCGCGGGGCCAAUUCCAGAUCGGCAACUACCUUCCGGAGGUGAAGAUGAACCGGAUCCGCGUCGCUGCACAGACGCCCAGUAACAAAUCGCGAGUCCUACAAAUCGACGGACCGCGCGCCAUUGCCAACCAGGCCUAUCUCGAGCGACUGUUUCGUGCCCACUUCAAGUACGACCUCGACGAGGUCGUCACGGUGUCGCAGAACAGAGAUAACGGACGCACCUGCCUGCGAAUUUACUUCGCGUCCUUUCGCUGCCAGGCUGCGGCGGGAUUCAAGGUGUGCUCGCAGGCCCGCAUGGGUAGCUUUGAUUACACGGCUGGUAUGGACGAGCACGAGGGGGACAUGUGGCGCAACACGCAGGUGCACUGGGGCCCGGAUCCGUGCGCGAUCGAUGUUCCCGAUAUCGAGGCGCGCCCGAAGUCUGCUUCAUCGAACUGGAGAGCUCGUCGGGCCUAG